Calypte anna (Anna's hummingbird) is the source of this 1350-nucleotide messenger RNA. It is a transcript of the gene IGFBP3, whose product is annotated as insulin like growth factor binding protein 3. Gene Ontology annotation, molecular function: fibronectin binding; insulin-like growth factor II binding; insulin-like growth factor I binding. The transcript has 4 exons. Gene Ontology annotation, biological process: regulation of insulin-like growth factor receptor signaling pathway. The record is from RefSeq and is a predicted model, not a curated record. Bases 50 to 910 code for a protein of 286 amino acids. Gene Ontology annotation, cellular component: extracellular region. Lineage: Eukaryota; Metazoa; Chordata; Aves; Apodiformes; Trochilidae.
CCGGGGGUGCGCGGAGGCGCCUCCCGGCGGCCCCGCUCCGCCGGUUGCUAUGGUGCCGCGGCCCGGCGUGCUGUGGGCAGUGGUGGCCGCGGCGCUAGCGCUGCUGGCCCGGCGGGCCGCGGCGGCGCUGGCGGGGCCGGUGGUUCGCUGCGAGCCCUGCGACGAGCGGGCGUUGCAGCAGUGCAAGCCCCUGCAGCCCGACUGCGCCGAGAAGGUGCGGGAGCCCGGCUGCGGUUGCUGCCUCACCUGCGCCCUGCGCCCGGGGCAGCAUUGCGGCGUGUACACGGAGCGCUGCGGCGCCGGCCUCAGCUGCCAGCCGCGCCGGGAGGAGGCGCGGCCGCUACAGGCUCUGCUGGAGGGCCGCGGGCUCUGCACCAACGCCACGGCGGGCGGCAGUCUGCGGGCCUUACUCCUGCCGGGGCCGCACACUGCAGGAAAUUUCAGUGAUUCAGAAGACAACGACCAGAGUACCAGCAGCACAGAAAAUCAGGCCAUCCCAAACUCUCACAGGGUGCCAGAUUCCAGAUCGCAUACACCACACAUCAAAAUAGAUAUAAUCAGAAAAGUGCAAGCCAAAAAUACUCAGCGUUAUAAAGUGGAAUAUGAUUCUCAGAAUACGGAUACACUGAAUUUGUCUUCUGAAUCCAAACAAGAGACUGAAUAUGGUCCCUGUCGUAGAGAAAUGGAAGACACUUUAAGCCAUCUAAAGAUCCUGAAUGUCUUGAGUCCCAGGGGCUUUCAUAUUCCAAAUUGUGACAAGAAGGGAUUUUACAAGAAAAAGCAAUGUCGCUCAUCCAAAGGCCGAAAGAGAGGUUACUGCUGGUGUGUGGAUAAAUACGGACAGCCACUCCCUGGGUAUGAAGGGAAGGGAAAAGAAGAUGUCCACUGCUAUAACCUGGAAAGCAAAUGAGGGCUGGGUGCCAUUUCUUCUGGCACCUUGGAGGGGCUGGGCAAACACUGUGGAAUGCAUUGCACGUGGAGUUAUGAGCUCUGCCUCCUGCUGAAGAUGGGGGGUUGCAGCGUCUGCGGAUGCUGCUGCAGCUGCACUGCCACCUGCAUGGGUUGGGCUCCCACAGGAGAUGUAGGGAGCUCUGAAUUCCCAUGUAAACCUGCACUAUUGAUACCCAGAGAGAGAGGAAAACAAAAGGCACUUCACAAUGGAUUCAGGGAAUCUCCACUGACAUUUUAAAGAGUGACUUGUGACUAAUUUGAUCCCAAAAGAUCCUGGGUCUUCAUUUUAAAGAAUUUAUCAGUUUUAAGCUUGUAAAAGUUUUGAAGCAAAACAAAACAAAACAGAACCCCAGGUUUAAAGGUUAAGCUUUUUUUUUACAGGUAUGAAAGGAAACCUAU